This is a messenger RNA of Prorocentrum cordatum, 518 nucleotides long. NCBI's taxonomy places the organism in Eukaryota, Dinophyceae, Prorocentrales, Prorocentraceae. The record is from the annotation of a GenBank genome assembly.
GCCUCAGACAUGAGCAUUGACAUGAUGAGCCAGCAGGGGGCCCAGAUGGGCUUCACUCUAGCUCCACGAGACUUUAACGACGUCUACAACCCAGUGGUCUCGGAGUGGCUGGACGGUGAGCGCGAACAAGAGGGCCAGUGCAUUAAUGAUACAUUGCAUCCUAUAAGUAUGAAGAUGCUAGACCUUUCGAUUAGCACGUUUAUGGAUGACAUCACGAAGAUUACCAUGUUGCCUAUAGGUGCCUUACCCGAGGAGAUCGCAGAACAGAUGAACCAGGAUCACGAAGCAGUUAUCGCAGCAGUGUUCGGCACCUCGAAGAGUGACGCAGAAAUGGGAGCAGCCAGACUAGCACCAGGUAAGCGUAUCUGGGCCAAGAGUACACCGUGGGCAAAGCAGUUCGUCUCAGACAUGAAUGACCUUGCGAGCACGGAUCCUGACAUAUAUGCAUGGUGGCACGCGCGCGCGAACGACAUUAGCGUGUUCGACCCCAGCACAGAGGAAUACAGCAUGUGGAUCAG